Messenger RNA from Cantharellus anzutake, 841 nucleotides. RefSeq lists its product as uncharacterized. Gene Ontology annotation, cellular component: ESCRT I complex. The transcript has 4 exons. The record is from RefSeq and is a predicted model, not a curated record. Gene Ontology annotation, biological process: protein targeting to membrane; ubiquitin-dependent protein catabolic process via the multivesicular body sorting pathway; protein targeting to vacuole. Bases 177 to 779 code for a protein of 200 amino acids. NCBI's taxonomy places the organism in Eukaryota, Fungi, Basidiomycota, Agaricomycetes, Cantharellales, Hydnaceae.
GAGAUUUAUGAUUUCUUCGCGCUGCAUGGCUAGGUUUUCGAUCUUGUGCAUGUGAUCGAAAGUGACAAGGCCAAAGGACUUUAUCGUGUCUUAUUAUUUGUUAUCCCGCCCGCCGUCGCUGUUGACAGUUUGGCCGAUUUCCUGGGACAUCGAGAACGAAUACGCGGUUACCCAAUAUGAAUAUGGGACCUCAAUCGCAACUCUUCGUAGACUUUCCCGAGCUGGCAUCAUUAUCGCGGGAAGACCUUGAAGAUCUACUUUCCAAUCCUGCGUACUUUGAAGCGGUCUUCCACUCCUUAUCGCCUGUCAGGGCUUUAUUCCAGGCGCAAUUGGAAGUGGGAAUGGCUAAUCAGUCUUUGGCCAACCAUAACCUUGAAUUUCAGGAUGACCUCUACCGAUUACGAUCCGAAACGCAAGAAGCGUUCGAUCAAGCCAAACGGUUACAAUCUCGUGCAAAGGAACUCGAGCGCGAACAAAAGGAGUUAUAUCAACGAUACGAUCCUUCUUUCCUCCUAUUACGCCUCCGACACGCUACGACGGCCCAAGAUGAACAUUCGGAAUCCAUCGCUUCAUCGUUCAUACGGCAUUCUGCCGCCACCAGCACCAGAUCCAUACCCAUACCCACACCCACUUCCCUCGAAACUGGCACCAGCACACCCAUAGAAAAAGAUAUCGACGAUUUCGUCAAGGAGUUUCGGGAAGCGAGAAAACAAUUUCAUAAGCGGAAGAUUUGGGGCGAUCAGUGGACUGUAGGGAAGGUUGUUUGGAAUGAGGAUUAGCUCUCAAGUGAUGGAAUGUAGUCUCCAGUUAUAAGACGAGGCGUGUUUGUUGCAAAGUCGGA